Messenger RNA from Rhinopithecus roxellana (golden snub-nosed monkey), 1155 nucleotides. RefSeq names its product ribosome production factor 2 homolog (gene RPF2). NCBI's taxonomy places the organism in Eukaryota, Metazoa, Chordata, Mammalia, Primates, Cercopithecidae. The record is from RefSeq and is a predicted model, not a curated record. Gene Ontology annotation, biological process: ribosomal large subunit assembly; maturation of LSU-rRNA from tricistronic rRNA transcript (SSU-rRNA, 5.8S rRNA, LSU-rRNA). Gene Ontology annotation, molecular function: rRNA binding. The coding region runs from base 90 to 1010 and encodes 306 amino acids. Gene Ontology annotation, cellular component: nucleolus. The transcript is spliced from 10 exons.
GCUCAGCUUCCGGUUCUGCCUGUUCCGGCGCACGUAAUCGCCGGGUGCACGUGCAUCCACUUAGUUAAGAGUUGCAGGGAGCAGUAGCGAUGGACGCUCUGGAUCGAGUUGUAAAGCCCAGAACGAAAAGAGCCAAGAGAUUCCUUGAGAAGAGAGAACCGAAACUCAAUGAAAAUAUUAAAAAUGCCAUGCUGAUUAAAGGGGGAAAUGCAAAUGCAACAGUGACACAAAUACUUAAAGAUGUGUAUGCACUGAAAAAACCAUAUGGUGUACUGUAUAAAAAGAAAAAUAUUACAAGACCUUUUGAGGAUCAGACAUCACUGGAAUUCUUUUCAAAGAAGUCAGAUUGUUCUUUAUUCAUGUUUGGCUCCCAUAAUAAGAAGCGGCCAAAUAAUCUAGUAAUAGGUCGUUUGUAUGACCACCAUGUGCUGGAUAUGAUUGAAUUAGGUAUUGAGAAUUUCAUCUCUCUAAAAGACAUUAAGAACAGUAAAUGUCCUGAGGGAACAAAACCCAUGCUAAUAUUUGCUGGUGAUGAUUUUGAUGUAACAGAAGAUUAUAGAAGACUAAAAAGUCUUCUUAUUGAUUUCUUCAGAGGCCCCACAGUAUCAAAUAUCCGCCUGGCUGGGUUAGAGUAUGUUCUGCACUUCACUGCACUGAAUGGGAAGAUUUACUUUCGAAGCUAUAAGUUGCUGUUGAAGAAAUCUGGUUGCAGAACACCACGGAUUGAAUUGGAAGAGAUGGGACCCUCAUUGGAUCUGGUUCUGAGGAGGACACACCUGGCAUCAGAUGACCUUUAUAAAUUAUCUAUGAAAAUGCCAAAAGCUCUCAAGCCAAAGAAGAAGAAAAAUAUCUCCCAUGAUACUUUUGGUACAACUUAUGGAAGGAUUCAUAUGCAGAAGCAAGACCUAAGCAAACUACAAACCAGGAAAAUGAAGGGGUUGAAGAAGCGACCUGCAGAAAGGAUAACAGAAGACCAGGAGAAAAAGUCAAAAAGAGUUAAAAAAAAUUGAUGGAACUUAGCCAGCCACUACUGUUUCAUUGUGUUCUACUUAAGAGAAUUAUCAAGCAUCAAUCCAUUCAGUUUCUUAUGAGAUCUUAUUAUAUAUUUUUAUAACAUGAUAAUUUUACAAUAUUAUGAACAGUAAUAUACUAGUA